CCCAACACACGGUUGUACGAGCAGUCGAUCGCGCCAGAAUAUUGUCUUUGCGGUCGUCGAAUCCUCAUAUCGAUUAUUGCUACUUAUAUCGAACUAGAAUCCCUGCGAAGCUGAGAUAAGAAAUCCUUAGGAAGCGUUCACCGUGAACAAUUAUUAACUGCCCUACUUGUAUCUGGAACUGCUUUACCUCUCGGAAAUUGUAACUAGAAACUGAAAUAAAGUUGAGCUCAGCGCUAUGGCGAAGGGUCUAACUAUCAAAGAUGCUAUCAAAGUUUUCGAGGAGCGGAAGGGCGUCGUCGCGACAGAGGCUGAAAAGGUCGAGCUACACGGCAUGAUACCUCCAAUUGAGAAGAUGGAUGCCACGCUAUCCACUCUCAAAGCAUGCAAGCACCUGGCGCUAUCGACGAACAACAUCGAGAAGAUUAGCAGCUUGUCAGGGAUGGAGAACCUGCGGAUUCUAUCCCUUGGGAGAAACCUCAUAAAAAAGAUAGAGAACCUGGACGCCGUGGCGGACACACUUGAAGAGCUAUGGAUUUCCUACAAUCAAAUAGCGAGCUUGUCUGGCAUUGAGAAGCUGGUGAACCUGCGCGUGCUGUUCAUCUCCAACAACAAGAUUGCCAACUGGGCGGAGGUGGACAAGCUGGCGGUGCUGGAGAAGCUGGAGGACGUGCUGCUGGCCGGCAACCCGCUCUACAACGACUACAAGGACAACAACGCGACCAGCGAAUACCGGAUAGAGGUUGUGAAGCGGCUUCCCAACCUCAAGAAGCUGGACGGCAUGCCGGUGGACGUGGACGAGCGCGAGCAGGCGAACGUGGCGCGAGGGGCGUGAUGCGGGGCGGCCCGAGCACGCCAGUUGAAUGCCUCUGACGGCGGCUGUGGCGUGUCAACAAUGCAUGGUGCAUCUUACUCUGCAGCAGGGCCACAGCAAUCCUAUGCGUUACUUGCUUUCCUUUGCCUGCUAUCAGACGGGUCUGCAACCUGGUUACGUCGAGGGUGGGGCAAAGCGACAGCAACCCUACAGCGGAUAUUAGUCAUGGUUGCGUGGGGCAGGCGAGCGCAUGGGCAUAGCUUGGCGGAUGCCGUACUUCGUACGGCACUGAGCUUGAACGGCGUGGGCUGGUUUCCUCCCUGGGUGCCCGGGUGCCCGUAACCAACUUCCACGCGCCUGUCGCACAGGAUGAUAAGAGAUGUGUGGCGCAUUUCAGUUGUACUACUGCUCUUCACUGAACACCUAGUCGUUUCGAGUAAGAAGGGGGCGGCUCCGGCCGGCUGUCACGGCCGUGGAACCAAGGGCAUGCUAAGGUUGUACGAAGGUAGUGCCAGCAGCAGAACGCCUGCCUUCCAAGUUUCCUUGUCGGCGAGUAACACAAGAGGAACAUAUUUAGCUAUAUUGCGUGGACGUGAAUAUUUUUCACGUAGGUUCUGAGUGUUUUCUGGCCUGUAUGCGCCAGUAUGGCAUGUACUCUUUCGUUGCGCGACUUGAAGGUAAUUCUGAAAAAGCAAGCGAGGAUUGACGUAUAAUGAAAUACCGGUAGGGAUGGCAGUGCCUUGGCUACGGCGAUGCUGCCUGUCCUGUGGCAGAAGUCUUCACUUUUGGCCUGAACUUUUCCGAUAGCGCAGCGUCUAAAAUUCUCUGGAGGUAACGUUUUUCUUAAGACGAAAACCAGAGCACCUGGAUUGCAAUGAACGACGGUACCGACAACCCUACCAACCAGCCUCUACUUGAGGCGCCGCUGGAUGGACGUAAAUUUCAUAUCAUAC
Molecule: messenger RNA, 1764 nt
Organism: Astrephomene gubernaculifera
Lineage: Eukaryota; Viridiplantae; Chlorophyta; Chlorophyceae; Chlamydomonadales; Astrephomenaceae
Source: the annotation of a GenBank genome assembly